Molecule: messenger RNA, 2970 nt
Organism: Vigna angularis (adzuki bean)
Lineage: Eukaryota; Viridiplantae; Streptophyta; Magnoliopsida; Fabales; Fabaceae
Exons: 4
Coding region: 518-2722 (734 amino acids)
Biological process (GO): regulation of transcription by RNA polymerase II
Cellular component (GO): piccolo histone acetyltransferase complex
Source: RefSeq, a predicted model, not a curated record
UCUCUCCUUCCAGUCUUGUGAAACAAGAAAAUGCUCUUUGGAGGGAGCUGCAUCGGUCUGUGAGCCAAACCAAUCUCCACCCUCCAUCCUUCCAAUCUAACGCCUCUCAUCAUUCGUCAAAACUCUCUCUCUUUCCUUUUUUUUUCUCUUCCUUCCCUCACAGCGGUUUUAAUCAUAAACCCUAGCCGAAACAGUGAACCUCACUCUCUCUGUUCUUCUCUGCGACGCUCUCUGUUAUCUUCUUCUGUUCUCUUCUCAUGUACGCAGAUCUCGGUCUCAAAGAUCCGCCUUUAAAAUUUCUCUAUUUUUUUUUUCUUUUUUUCCCAUAAUCCUCUUUUCUUGGUUUUUCCUCUUUUUAUGAUUAAUUUAUAAUCGGACAUGAUCCUUGUUCGAUUUUGUAUAGCCAUGGCGUUUUUUCUUUUUCCGUAGUACUGGAAAUAUCAUGUGAGACUGUCAUCUUGAAGGCAGAAGAAAAAACCAGUUCGGUUCGGUUUUUACCGAGGUUUACCUUACGGAAAUGCCGGCGGCUGGGAUGCGCCGCACGACGAGAGUGUUCGGCAUGAAAGGAGCCGACUCGGCCCGAGUUUUGCGCUCUGGGCGACGGCUGUGGCCGGAUUCGGGUGAGGUGAAGACUAAACGAUCCAACGAUGGUGACGAUUGGGCGGUGACGCCGUCCAAGGUGACGAAACUUGACACUGUCGUGACGCCACGUGGCACUGUGAAGGGGAGGCGCGAAGAACCGGUGGUUGAUGCACCUGACAAGACUAUUGAUAGGAGAUUUGGCAUUGUGUAUGUGAGGAGGCGGAAGGGGUUAAAGAAGGAAGGCUCUAAAAGGAGCGUGGAGGUUUCGCUUUGUGUGCUUUCGGUUGUUGUGAGUCGCACUGCCGGGAAGAGUGCUCUGUUUUUGAGACUGUUGGCUUCGGUUGUGAGGUAUGCCAAGAGGGUUCGGAUUUCGAUGAGGAAACUUUCGGGUUUUUUAAUGUCGGGGACUGUUAAUGGUGUUUUUGCUUUGGAGGGGAUGCAAUUCGUGAAGGGUCCUCCUGCUGUUAACUCUGGAAUAUGCCAAUUCUUUGGGGUCACAAAGUUUGUACCACUGUUUUCUGUGGACUUUUCUGCUGUUCCUUCUUGUUUUGAGUAUCUGCAUUCUGCGAUGUUCUUUAGAUCUAUGCAUAGGUCAUUUUUUCUUGUAUGUAAUCCAAUAAAUGUGCAUAGUGAUGUUGAUGAUAUUGAAUCAGACGAGGAUUUAUUGGAAUACCAGAAUGAAAAGCAGAUUUCUAGUGAUACCUUCAAAAGGGAACCGUCUGAGACUGGAACUGUUACAUCUGAUGUUAUUGAAAACAAUGAUGUUUUAUCCUUACAUUCUUCUGUCAAGUCCACCACCAGAGCAGCUGGUCGAAAUGGACAGUAUAGGAACAUGCUGAACUCUAGAGGCAUUCAGAAGAGGAGAAGUUCACUAAGGAAAAGGAAAGCGCGUAAUCCUUCUAUGGGGAGUUUACGGAGAAAUGGAGCAGUUGCUUCUGAGCUAACAGGUGGUAGGAGAAGUAAUAGCCAGUUUUCUGUUGUGACCUCUAGCAAGAAACUUAGAAGUUUGGCGAAUGGUAGCACCACUAGUAGCCUCAAACAAGCUAGUUCAGCUAUAGUCGAUUCAAAAGAAACACUGGGUUUAUCUUCAUGUUCUGCAAACUUACUGGUAUCAGAGAUACACCAAUGCCAAAGGGUAGAGGGAGCAAUUGUUACUUUAGAGAUGUCUGCUUCAAAAGAAUGGCUUCUCACUGUAAAGAAAGAUGGAUUAACAAGAAGUACAUUCAAAGCAGAAAAAGUGAUGCGGCCCUGCUCAUCCAAUCGAUUCACUCAUGCAAUCAUGUAUUCUUUGGACAAUGGGUGGAAACUGGAGUUUACCAAUCGUCAAGACUGGAAUGUCUUUAAAGACCUUUAUAAGAAGUGUUCCGAUCGUAAUAUCCCUUCUACUGCUGCCAAAUUUAUACCAGUUCCAGGUGUGCGUGAGGUCUCUUCAUAUGCAGAAAGUAACAGUUUCCCCUUUCACAGACCAGAUACAUACAUAUCUGUCUUUGGUGAUGAGUUAACUAGAGCAAUGGCUAGGACAACUGCAAAUUAUGACAUGGAUUCUGAAGACGAGGAGUGGCUGAAAAAUUUCAACGCCGAGUGUCAAAAUCCUGUGUCAGAUGAUAAUUUUGAGUUAAUUAUUGAUACUCUGGAGAAGGUUUAUUAUUGCAAUCCAGAUGAUCCGUUUGAUGAAAAAUCUGCAACUUGUUGUUGUCAGAACCUUGGUAGCAAGGAAGUGGUAGAAGCUGUAUAUAACUAUUGGAUGAGAAAACGGAAGCAAAAACGAUCUUUGUUGAUUAGGGUUUUCCAGGGUCAUCAAUCAAAGAGAGCUCCACUUAUCCCUAAGCCCUUGCUACGAAAAAGGAGGUCGUUUAAGAGACAACCCAGUCAGUUGGGUAGAAGCAAUCAACCAAGUGUUUUGAAAGCAUUUGCAGCUGAACAAGAUGCGAUGGAAGAGAAUGCAAUGCUGAGGAUUGAAGAAGCGAAAGCCAAUGCAAACAUGUCUAUGGAAUUAGCCAUACACAAACGCAGAAGGGCUCAAUCUCUUGCUCAGAAUGCAGAUUUGGCCACCUACAAGGCCACAAUGUUAAUUAGAAUAGCCGAAGCAGCUCUUGCCGCAGAAUCAGUAGAUGACGCAGCAGCAUAUUUUCUUGAUUGACGGUUAGAUACACUCCUAUGCUAAUUAUCAUCACACCACAAAUUUUAUUACAGGAUGGAUCAUAGUAAUCUGCUGCUGUUUUAUUGUAAACACUGUACAGAUUUUUGCUUGUAUGUAUAACUUGGAUUUAAAUGAAGACCUCAACCAAUCUUUUGUAUGAGUAGGAGGUUGGUUGGUCUCCAUGGAAGGAAGAUAGUACCAAAAGAAUGAAAAUGAAAAAUGAAAUACAGGAUUUCUGAGCCUCAUGA